Momordica charantia (bitter melon) is the source of this 3025-nucleotide messenger RNA. RefSeq names its product respiratory burst oxidase homolog protein A. Gene Ontology annotation, cellular component: plasma membrane. NCBI's taxonomy places the organism in Eukaryota, Viridiplantae, Streptophyta, Magnoliopsida, Cucurbitales, Cucurbitaceae. Gene Ontology annotation, molecular function: calcium ion binding; peroxidase activity; NAD(P)H oxidase H2O2-forming activity. The record is from RefSeq and is a predicted model, not a curated record.
AAGAAAAAAUAAUUGUCAGUUGGCUGCUAAACGUCAAUUUCAUUUCUCUCUCUUCUUGCAUGCAUAAACACACCACAUGACCCUUUUCAUAUGCAUCUAUCUGGUAUUCCAAAUCCAAUGAUUAACCUGCCUCUCUCAUCACUUUCUCUCCUAAUCCAUCCAACAAAACCUUCCCCCUUCUUUAAUUAUUUAUCCCUAAUUAUUCACACAUCUCAAUCACACCCACACGCUACCAAAUAUACAUAUGCUAAAACUUCCAUUGUCCUUUUAUAUAUAUUCUCAACUACUCUAUACUUCAGCCAUAAACUUGUCAAAGAAACAGGGAAGCAAACAUGGAAACAACUUCGUGGGUUAAUCCCAAUGUAUGACUUAUUUCUCAAGAGAAACUUGAGCCACCAUCCCUUAACUGGCCCCAUUCAUCCUCUUCCUGAUUUGCAAGGGCACAGCUAAGUUUUCCGCCUGUAAACUUAAACCCCAACAAUUUCCUGCAGAGAAGGGGGGGAAUGCGUCCAUUUUUCAGUUUUGAAUGAAAAUACUGAACCUGGCAAGGUUAGAGAAAAGUCCUAUCGAUGGAGAUUCAUUUAGAGAGACAGAAAGAGCAGAAACUAUCUCUCUCAGCUGCCUUCUCUCUCUCUCCAUCAUCAUCAUCAUCAUCUUCUACUUCCUGCUCUUCCUCAUCUUUCCAUAAUGAUGCAUAUAGCUUUCCAGUUCAGAAUGAGGACCGAUCGUGGAAUACUCCACGACUGAGAUUUAUUGACUUUCUUCGUGACAACGGAAGGGAAUGGAAGUUGGCAGAGAAGCGGUUCGAUCAGCUGUCUUGGACCAGUGUUGGCUCUGAACCAGCCGUGAAGUGGUCUAAUUUUGCCUUCUGUAUAGGAAUGUCAGAGUCCCAGGAGUUUGCUUAUGAAGUGUUGAGGGCGCUGAGAAGAAGAAAGGGUUGGAGAACAGAAAUCACCAAAAGUGAAUUUCAUAUUCUCUGGUGUCGGAUAACUCACUCGAGUGUUAAAUCAAGAACAAGAAUUCUAUUUGACCUUUGUGAUAAGAACAUGGAUGGAAGGGUAACUGAGAAAGAUAUCAAACAGAUAAUACUAUUAACUGCUUGUACCAAUAAGUUGUCUGUGACCCACGACGAAGCAGAAGAUUAUGCAGCCUUAGUCAUGGAAGUGCUAGAUGAAGAAAAACAGGGCUAUGUUGAGCUACCUCAAUUUGACAAGCUCUUCAAGAUAAGCGCACCAAUGGCUCUAUCCCAUCUAAACAAACAGUCAUCAAAUGCACGCCCUGAGCAUCGCCAUGACCCAUUUCAAGAGUCAAUAUGGGAGGUUGAAAUGUUGUUUAGAUCUCAAUGGAGACGAGCAUGGAUUGUGGCUUUGUGGUUGAUCAUAUGCCUUGCAUUAUUCACCUGGAAAUUCAUUCAAUACCGCCAACGAAAGGCAUUUGAAGUCAUGGGCUAUUGCCUCUCAACUGCCAAGGGGGCAGCAGAGACAUUGAAAUUUAACAUGGCUCUAAUCUUGCUCCCUGUUUGCCGAAACACAAUUACAUGGCUUCGCAGAAAUUUGUCUCUGAACACAGUCAUUCCUUUCAACGACAGUUUAAACUUCCACAAGUUAGUUGCAGGAGGCAUUGUAGUAGGAGUUAUCCUUCAUGGAGGAACCCACCUUGUUUGUGAUUUUCCAAGAAUUAGUAGUUGUGACAAGUCAAUUUUUCAGCAAACUAUUGCUGCCCGGUUCAACUACCAUCAGCCAUCUUACGUUGAAAUCUUGGCCACAACUGAGACUUUAACAGGCAUUGUUAUGGUCAUAUUGAUGGCAAUUGCAUUUUUGCUGGCUACAAAGUGGCCACGCCGCAAUUCAACCUCACUUCCAAGGUCCAUCCAACAAGUCACAGGAUACAAUACCUUUUGGUAUUCCCACCACUUGUUCAUAUUUGUGUAUGCAUUACUCAUCAUUCACUCGAUAUUCUUAUUCCUAACUGACAAAGCAACCGAAAAAACGGCUUGGAUGUAUAUAGCAAUACCAGUUUUAUUAUAUACUGGAGAGAGGAUUUUUAGAGCCAUUAGAUCUUGUUUGUACGAAGUGAAAGUUUUGAAGGCGAGGACUUAUUCAGGGAAAGUUUUAUAUCUCGGAUUGAGCAAACCAGAGAGAUUUAAGUAUCGAAGUGGGAUGUAUGUAUUAAUUCAGUGCCCUCAAAUCUCCCCAUUUGAAUGGCACCCGUUUUCAUUAACUUCUGCACCACAAGAUAAUCACCUCAGCGUGCAUAUCAGAAAUCUGGGAGACUGGAGUUAUGAGCUCUACAGCCUGUUUCAAGAGGGAAUGUCUCCUGCUUCAAAGGAGUACCCGAAAAUAUUCAUUGAUGGACCCUAUGGUGCUGCUUCUCAAGACCAUGUCAAGUACAACCAUGUGGUGCUAAUUGGCCUGGGUAUCGGAGCCACACCCUUCAUGAGCGUCCUAAAAUAUGUUCUAAACAGGUUUACUGGGAAAUGUGAUGGUAAUACUGACAAUGGAGAAGGCAGCCUAAGUACAUCCAAAACCUACCUUUACUGGGUUACGAGAGAGCAAAGCUCCUUUAAUUGGUUUAAAGAUUUCAUGAACGAUUUAACACUUUCAGAGAAAACUCAGUCAGCUGUGGAGAUGCACAAUUUCCUCACCUGUGUAUAUCAGGAAGGGGAUUUAAGGUCUGUUUUGAUAAGAGCAAUUCAAGCUCUGCAUUAUACUCAAAGGGGCAUCGACAUCGUCUCCAGGACUCCUGUACGCACGCUUUUUGGUCGGCCAAACUGGAUAACCAUCUUCUCGAAUUUGGCUGAGAGGCACAAUGGAGAAAGAAUUGGGGUUUUCUACUGUGGUCCAUCGGCAUUGGCAAGAGAACUGGAGGGGUUAUGCACCAAGUUCUCCACCAAAACCUCAACUAGAUUUGUAUUCCACAAGGAGAACUAUUAAUUUAACAACAUUUUCCAAGUAUACAAAAUUGCACCGCUUCCGCAGGUGGAAAUGGCACAACAGCCAAAUAAUAUUUAUAGCAUUACAGUGUA